GGCAAUCCCAGUUUGUCUGUGUAAGCUUGUCUCUGCAAUAUCCAUUCAUUCCUAAGGAGGAAUUAAGUGAUUGAGCAAGCUAAGAGAACGUACCUCUAUGAACAAUCUAUAAAGCAUAUAUACACUUGAUAGACCUAAUUUGUCUCAGAUCAAUCUUUGGAUUUCAUGAGCAAAAAGCUCAGAAGAAUCCAAAGAAAGAUCAAGGCUAGCUAGGUGUAGAUCAAUUAUUUUUCUUUUGACAAUUACAUAUAUAUGCAUAACAUGGGGAGGCCACCUUGCUGUGACAAAAUUGGGAUUAAGAAAGGACCUUGGACUCCAGAAGAAGACAUUAGCUUGGUGUCUUACAUUCAAGAACAUGGACCAGGAAAUUGGAGAGCAGUUCCUACCAACACAGGUUUGAUGAGAUGCAGCAAGAGCUGCAGGCUUAGAUGGACUAACUAUCUUCGACCUGGUAUCAAACGGGGUAAUUUCACGGAACAUGAAGAGAAGAUGAUAAUCCACCUCCAAGCCCUAUUGGGGAACAGAUGGGCUGCAAUAGCUUCAUAUCUUCCACAAAGGACAGACAACGACAUAAAAAACUAUUGGAACACCCAUUUGAAGAAGAAGCUGAAACAAAGUGAUCAAAGUGGGAGUGAUGAAGGUGUUGACCACGAGGGACAUUCUUCUUCUUCUUCUUCUAAUUCACAUCCAAAGGGUCAAUGGGAGAGAAGACUUCAAACAGAUAUCCAAAUGGCCAAGAAAGCCUUGUGUGAUGCUUUGUCCCUUCACAAGCCAGCAACAGCAACAACAACAACCCUUGUUGUGCCUGAUGAUGCCACCAAACCUUCUUCAAGUUCUCAUCAUCAACCCUACAACCAUGCAUCAUCCUCAUAUGCAUCAAGCUACGAGAACAUUUCACGAUUGAUGGAAAACUGGAUGAAACCCCCAAACUCAACGAAUAAUUCACCAGGGUAUUAUUCUUCCUUCAGCAACAUGGUCAAUAAUAAUACUAGUACUACAGGAUCCAGCUCUAGUGAGGGAGCACAUAGCACCACUACCACUACAACACAAGAUCAGGGUUUUGACUGCUUCUUGACCCUAAACUCCUCCAAACAGUACUAUGGCUCUCCAUCUCAGACGCAAGUGCCUCUUACUCUUCUGGAGAAUUGGCUUUUUGAUGAUGGAGCUGCUCAGUGCCAUGAAGAUCUGAUGAACAUGUCCCUCGAAGAAAGUACCGCAGGUUUGUUUUAGAAAAAAUUGCAUCUUUAAGCUAAGGUCCUUUAUUAUGCCUUUUUUUAUGAAAGCCCUCUCUUCCAAGUCUAUUGAGCUAUUGCAAAUUAAAUGGAAAACUUUUCUAGAGCUGUGUACGUACGAGAAGGGUAAUUAAUAGCCUCUCACAUCUACAAACAAGAAUUGUACAUUACAAGUACAUCUGUAUCCUUUGUUAAUUUGCUAUGUAUGUACCGAUUAAUAAGAGUUUUAAUGUGUGUGUGUAUUUUGGAUAUCAAUUUACUGUCUCGAAUUCAAGGAUUGCAA
Molecule: messenger RNA, 1515 nt
Organism: Glycine soja
Lineage: Eukaryota; Viridiplantae; Streptophyta; Magnoliopsida; Fabales; Fabaceae
Product: myb-related protein 306-like
Exons: 3
Coding region: 253-1230 (325 amino acids)
Biological process (GO): response to auxin
Source: RefSeq, a predicted model, not a curated record